AUGGACAACAGCUCUGUUCCGCAUUCGAGAUGGGCAACAAACAUCCUGCAAGUGGAUGAGAGCACUUUUCUGCGCCCACUCGUACUCUUUGUGCUUGUUCCGACGGCGACAUUUGUCUUGUGGCAUGUCGUCGCGUAUUUGACUUCACCAUUGAAAAAGUAUCCGGGACCAGUUCUUGCGUCGUUUACCAACCUCUACCGAAUGUAUCAUGCCUAUCGAGGAGAUAUGCACCUGAUCAGCAAGAAACUCCACGACGAGUACGGGCCCAUCGUUCGAAUGGGCCCAAACUAUCUCGACCUCGAUUACUCUUCAUUGAUCAAAGUCUGCUUCGACACUCAAGGGGUUUGGAGAAAGACUGAGUGGCACGGGGUUUCUGGAGCAAUGGUCGAGGGCAAGCUCUACUUCAACAUCUUUUCUGAAGUUCGGCCAGAAGAACAUGCGCGCAUAAAGAAGCCAAUUGCAAGGUAUUUCUCCGCUGCUGGCGUGGCGCCUCUUGAGCCUCAUGUCGACGCUGUGCUCGCCGCCCUGUGUGGGGUGAUCGACCAAAGGUUCGCUGGGGACGAGAUAUUUGGACCAUCUUUUGACUUCUCAGAGUGGAUGUUAUUCUAUGCAAUGGACGUGGUGGCCAAGACUACAUGGAGUCAAACUGUCGGAUAUAUCGAGAAAGGCCAUGACUUUGACGGCACUCUAAGUGUGUCCGACAAAGCCUACGACUACCUCGUCACAAUCGGCAUGAACCCCGUGCUUGAUAAGUUCCUCGACAAGAACCCAAUUAUGCGAAUUGGCCCGCCAUCUUUUGGAACCGUCACAGGUAUCUGUCUUGGACAUCUAAUGGCGCGCAUGAAGGGUGAAGACGGCCACGAUCAAUCCAAGCCCGAUUUCUUGGAUCACUAUCUAGAAGCCCAGCAGCAGAAUCCCGAAGUCGUCGACAUUUAUCGCAUUCUGUCCUACAUGCUUGUCAACGUCGCCGCCGGCGCUGACACUACAGCGGCAAGCUUGCGCUCCAUCUUCUACCUGUCUCUUAAGCACCCCGCCGUCUACGACCGCCUAAGGAGCGAGAUUGUCGCUGCCAAGUUUUCGCAGCUCCCUGUGCCGUAUGCCGAGUCCAGGCAGCUUCCCUACCUGGAGGCUGUCUGUCGAGAGUGUUUUCGAUACCUGCCGGGCAACUGUUUUGCACAAGAGCGGUACGUUCCAAACGGUGGCCUGCAGCUUCCUGAUGGGUCGCUUGUGCCGACGGGGACAGCGAUCGGAUUCAAUGCGUAUGUGCUGCACAGAAACAAGGAGGUUUGGGGAGCCGACGCCGAAGACUUCCGCCCCGAGCGCUGGCUGCAAGCCGACGGAGAGACUGCCGACGAGUUCAAGAGCCGCCUACAGCACUUGAACAACAUGGACUUGUCGUUCUCGGCUGGUUCAAGGAAGUGCAUCGGUAUGAACCUUGGAAAGAUGGAAGUGAGCAAAACGGUGGCGACGCUCAUUACUCUGUUCGAGUUUGAGCUGGCAGACCCAAGGAGGGAGUGGAAGGUCCACAACAGCUUGAUCCCCAGAGCCUCUGACAUUAUCAUGAAGGUCAAGAGGAGGUCGGGGACUAGUGAGCAAAUCGGCCAGUUAAGUAGCCACUACUAA
Molecule: messenger RNA, 1623 nt
Organism: Trichoderma citrinoviride
Lineage: Eukaryota; Fungi; Ascomycota; Sordariomycetes; Hypocreales; Hypocreaceae
Product: cytochrome P450
Exons: 4
Coding region: 1-1623 (540 amino acids)
Molecular function (GO): monooxygenase activity; heme binding; oxidoreductase activity, acting on paired donors, with incorporation or reduction of molecular oxygen
Source: RefSeq, a predicted model, not a curated record